Messenger RNA from Bombyx mandarina (wild silkworm), 4987 nucleotides. RefSeq names its product CCR4-associated factor Not3 (gene Not3). Lineage: Eukaryota; Metazoa; Arthropoda; Insecta; Lepidoptera; Bombycidae. The record is from RefSeq and is a predicted model, not a curated record. Gene Ontology annotation, cellular component: nucleus; CCR4-NOT core complex. Gene Ontology annotation, biological process: regulation of DNA-templated transcription.
AUGGCUGCGACAAGGAAAUUACAAGGCGAAAUAGAACGUUGUUUAAAAAAAGUAACAGAAGGAGUUGAAACUUUUGAGGACAUCUGGCAGAAAGUUCACAAUGCGACGAACAGUAAUCAAAAGGAAAAAUACGAGGCGGACCUUAAGAAGGAGAUCAAGAAACUGCAGAGGCUACGCGAUCAGAUCAAGUCGUGGAUUGCCUCUGGGGAGAUUAAAGAUAAGAGUACACUAUUAGAAUUUAGGAAACUUAUUGAAACACAAAUGGAGAGGUUUAAAGUUGUGGAAAGGGAAACGAAAACGAAGGCAUACUCAAAAGAAGGGCUUGGGGCGGCACAGAAACUCGAUCCUGCUCAGAAGGAAAGAGAAGAAAUGUCAUCAUGGCUCAUCUCGUCCAUAGACGCUCUAAAUUUACAGGUUGAUCAAUUUGAGUCUGAAGUAGAAUCACUAUUAGUGGGUAAGAAGAAAAGACUAGACAAAGAGAAACAGGACAGAAUGGAGGAGCUCAAACUGAAACUGGAAAAACACAGGUUUCACAUAAAAAAACUUGAAACGCUACUAAGGAUGCUGGAUAACAUGUCUGUUGAAGUUGAACAGACGAAUUUCAGUUACCCUCGUCCAGCAAGCGAUGAAAGCUUAGAGACUCGCGGCAACCUUAGAAAAUACUAUGUAAAAUUGCAGAUAAAAGGUAUAAAGGAAGACGUGGAAUAUUACAUAGACUCAUCUCUAGAGCCGGGGUUCGAGGAGAACGACUACAUAUACGACGAUAUCCAAGGGCUGGACGAGAUCGAGCUCAGCGGUGUAGGACCGUCCACCGAUUCCAACAACAGCAAUGGCUCCGCUGCAACUCCCAACAGUAUACUCUCUGGCACGAGUCCUGUAAGAACACCAACGUCAGAAAACCACAAUCAUUCGACAGAUUCAAUAGACAUAGAAAAGAAAAAGAAAGAAGAGAUUAUACCUAAACCGGUAAAACCACUGCCGCUCCGUGCGGUGAACGCCAGCGUGGUCGGUAAUAGCACGUGUAACGUUAGUUCCUUGCUCAAUAACUCCGCAGCCGCAAGCAAUAGUACGGGCGUGUCUGGCGCGUCCACGCCGAGCAAGCCCGCGCCCAGCCCGCCGCCGCGACCCGCUAACAGCACAGAAGUAGUCGAGAAUGGUCCAGUAUCAAUCACAGCAGCGGUCAACACGACGACGACGCAUCUACCGCCUCCCCCCACGCAGCAACCACCCCCAACGUCGCGGAGUACAUCGUCGAGUGGCGGCGCCAGCGCGAGCGUGACGACGUCCCCCCUCACCGUCAACGGCCCCCCUCCCUCCGCGCACCACACGCCGCACCACGCGCUCAACAAUGGACGAGUGAGCGAGACGUCGAGCAUGUCGGCGGUGAGCGCGUCGAGUGCCACGAGCGCGAGCAGUGCGGCGCACAACACCGCCUCGCUCAAGAGCAUGGCGCAGGAGGCCGUGCACCGCGCCGGUCUGGACCUGCACCACCAGAACACGAGACGGAGUACGGCAAUAGCGCAAGCGCACAUUCCGCCACUAUUAGGAGUCGCGCCCUUAGGACCGCAGCCACUUGACUCGGGCCAUCAAGUACAGUUCCAGAUGAUGGAGUCAGCGUUCUAUCACAUGCCCCACCCUUCAGACUCGGAACGUACAAGGGUCUACUUGCCUAGGAACAUUUGUCGGACUCCUGAAUAUUACAAUCAGGUGUUAUUACCCCAUUCGGACACGGUAGAGUUCUUCCAGCGGUUGUCGACGGAGACGUUGUUCUUCGUGUUCUACUACAUGGAGGGAACGAAAGCGCAGUACCUCGCAGCGAAAGCGCUCAAAAAACAAAGCUGGCGCUUCCAUACUAAAUACAUGAUGUGGUUCCAGAGGCACGAGGAACCAAAAGUCAUCAAUGAGGAAUAUGAACAGGGCACAUACAUCUAUUUCGACUACGAGAAGUGGGGCCAGCGCAAAAAGGAGGGCUUCACGUUCGAGUACAAGUACUUAGAGGACCGAGACUUGAAUUGAACCUGCGUCACCGAACCGCCGUCCGCACUCGCGUCUACUACACACCACCUGCGCGCAGACCACUCGAUAACUAUACACGACAUUCCUAUAUUUAGGAAAUUUUUAGUUGUAAUUACCAAAAAAUACUUAUGAUAAAACAACUCGCACCGUUUUUUCUGUAUGUGCAUACGGGAAGCCAGCCGUGUCAUUCGAAAUUGAGCACGCACCGGAAUGCUCACAGGUUGGAACUCGUGUGUACGUGACGUGUUCACGAGCGCUCACGUUUGUCAGGCCGCGGCUCCGCCGUUUGCCAACGUAAGCUAAUAAAAAAAAACAUGUACCUGAAAUAAAUUUCAUGGACUGGUAUUUAUAUAGAGACAAUGUUAUGACGAUGGUUUUACGGGAAAGAUGUUUUAAUGAACGUCGCAUCGAGACGAUGGAAACGGAUCGCGAUGUCAACGCGAGGGAACCUGAAGUUACUACUACAUUAUGAUCCACGAUAAUAGCGUCGACCGGGACUAGUGAUGCUAUCGAUAGUUUUAUAUCGAUGUAGUACUUUAACGGCUCGAUUCUAUUAUCGAUUUAAAUGUUCGGACACGAGAUUUUUUUUGUUAAUCAUGAAGAAAUCUUUUGUAUAAAUAGCUUUCUGGCAGUCAGUGAUGUAGUGUUGUUUUUUUUUUUAAAUAAUUGAACAAAAAAGCGAAAGAUAUCAUGUGAUGCAGUAUAUUUAGUCAGCCGUGCGCGGUCGUUAAGAACUAAUGUGAUAUUGUUAUAAGCUCGGAACAUUCUUGGACUACUGUUAGAUAAAUUGUGAAUGUGUGAAAGGCGUUGCGUGCGUAGCUAUAAGAGGUUCGAUGUUGACAAUUUAAUAGUUUAGAAUGUUGUAAUUGCCUAGUCUGAAUUCCGAUAUACGAACUUAUCCAAUAGUUUCUUUCGAAUCAAUUUAUAGAAUUGUACAGUUUGCAAAAGCGUUGAUGAAUAUAAUAGACUUUUUUCCUAAUAUACAAUGAGGUCUUUGAGUGACAAAUACCUUCGCACUGUUUGUCACUCAAAGAACUAUAAAUAAUCGAUAAUCGCGGAUGAUUAACGAAUACCGAUUUCUCACAUACACUAUCGAUACUUAAGUUGUUGACACGAUGUUUUCAUUAGUUUUAUAAUACAAAUUAAUAAUUGAACACAACCACCACAAUACUAUAGAUCUGUAUUUUUAGUAUUCCAUGUGUGAUCUCGUGUUUAGUGAAUUACACGCUCCGAGUUUGUUCCGAGACGUUUUUAUAACUUCUGCUUUAGACGUUAAAUUUUGGUUUUAAGCGCUGCGACGUGUGCUUCACUUAGACUUGUUACGAAUCUAAAAUUUCAUAAUGAAUGAUAAAGCAUAAUCUGUAAUUGUUUUUGUCUACGUGCGAUUAGGUAAUCCAAUAUAUAUAUAAAUAUAGGCGAUUUUUAUAUUCGAAAAACGGCAGACAAAUGUUUUGUAAAUAUUGGAAAAUUUCAAAAUUUGGCACGAUUUAUACCAGAUGAGUUUCUCGAAUACAAGAUGAGAUUAAGUUAUGAUCGGUGGCGGGGCGUUUUGUGAUCCGCCGUGGAGAGGUUUCCACCACUCUGUCAAUUUCUGCUACAAAGCCGGGACAAUGUAAUUCAAUGUAAUUGAAGACUUUUCCUCAUGCCUCACAGUGCAGGCUUUCAUGUUAUGAUGUCUGCGUGUUCUGGAUACCAUUCUAAUACCAGGCUGGUCGUGAACAUGUUUACUACGAUAAAACAAGGUCGAACUUUGAUAUAUGUAUAGCUUCUGACUCGUCAUAGACAAGGAGUUUUACUACACUCUUUUCAAACGACAACAUAAUGUUUGUUUACACUUAUCAAAAUAUUAUCGAGUGCUAUUCUCGCUUGUAUUAAAAAAACUGUACUUGUGUAAUCAGCCCUUGUUUUAGAUUUUGUUAACUGUUAUUGAUUUCUGAUAGAAAACUGAUUUGGUAAUGAAAUUCUUUGUGAUGCACACGUUAUGUCUCUGUAUAGUUUAUAAAGUGUUAAGUAAAAACAGUGUGAUCCUGUUUGCUGCGGCUGUGUGUACGCUUUUCCAUCUCGAAUGCUCGAUAACAAGGUGUUAUAAAUAAUAGUAUUAUAAUUGUAAUAGUGUAAUCGCAAAGUACAUCGUCAAUGAUUUGUUUUAUUAUUGUAUGAAAAUAACAUCGAAAAAUACGAUACGUACGUUUUAAUUAGUUAAGGAUCGAUAUAAUCAGCUCAAAUGUUCUAUGUACAAUUGUAUAAUUUAAAGAAGUUAAAAAAAAAAAAUGAAGAAAAAAUCUAAUUUAUUGUAAACAUAAUGGUUGAACAUACUAAUGAUUACUUUGUAUGAUGUUGUAAUAUGUGAUAUUGCUAGUUAUGUUCUAGAUGUAAAAGCGUAUGACGUUAGCGUUAGCAAAGACCUCCACAGUGCAUACUGCCAGAUUAGAAGCGUUCGUCGUAAAAUGAUCGAUGUCAACACCGAAACAUCGUUUCCAUACAGUGAAACCAUAGUAUAAUGUUUGCAUUUUCAAAAAAAAAAAAACAUGUGUGCCCUUCGCUUUGCUUGGCGGUCUCGUUUGAACCACGUCAAGUUUGACGCAAUACUUUUUGGCCGAAACGAAUGUGGUAUUUAUAAUUGAAAGCCAAAAAAUGUCGUAUCAAAUGUCCGAAUUUGACUCGUACUGUCUGUGAAGUGGUGAAGCAAGCGCCGGGCACAGAUCGUUGUUGAAAGCGUCCUUGUAUAUGAGUAGAGACGUGCAGCUAAGUGUUUGUGCGGAGACGCGUGUGUACAUAGGGAUGUAGGACGUCGCGGGACACUAGUUAGCGGUUACAGUGCGCGAUCUCGUUUAUUCCGUGCGUGAUGUUGAUAGUUUUCACUUUUGUAAAAAGUCUAUCGUGAGAGCAGAUGAAAUGUGGUAAAUAAUAAUUUAAAGAAUAUCUGUACAGUUCUAUUUGUAUAGAAAUAAUAAAUAACGAUUAAAAAUAA